AUGGCGGUGCGAGGAGUGUGGCAGCUCCGACGGCUUGUCGUCAACCACUGUGACUUCUCCGGCAGUAGCCGCGGCGCGAGGGAAUUUGUGGCAUCCCUCCUGCCGCAAUUCAAAGAGGGCAAUCCGCAGCUGGCAGUAGAGACCGUUGUUAACAGGGGCAAGCACCCAAACCUGCAUGCGCAAUACGUGAACGGGAGGGAGAGGGUGGUGGAUGUGAAGAAUCAGGAGGCAGAGACCAUUCUCAUCCAGGCUUUAAGGCUGCGGAACUCCACGGGGCGAAAGGUGGUCAAGUUGAAGUCGCGGCACGAAUCAACACGGCCCAGCAUCCAAGGCAUGUGGACUCCGGAGCUUCAGGCGCAGCUGAGAUCACAAGCAACAACAUAA
Closterium sp. NIES-65 is the source of this 384-nucleotide messenger RNA. The record is from the annotation of a GenBank genome assembly. NCBI's taxonomy places the organism in Eukaryota, Viridiplantae, Streptophyta, Zygnematophyceae, Desmidiales, Closteriaceae.